AUGAACGAGAUCUACCCGCUGGCGGUGCCCAAGGGGCGGAAACUGAAGUGCGAGGUGUGCGAAGCCCCGGCCGAGCGAGUGUGUGGGGCCUGCACGGUCACCUAUUAUUGUGAUGUUGCGCAUCAGAGAGCUGAUUGGGCCAGCAUUCAUGAAAAAAUAUGCCAGCUCCUGAUCCCCUUGCGCACAACGAUGCCCUUUUACAAUUCAGAAGAAGAACGGAGGCAUGGUCGGGAGCAGCUACUGCAGAGGCAGAAGCAUUUAAUUGAGCUGUGUUAUAAAGUAGCUCAGAAAUAUCUCUUUGAAGGAAAACAUGAAGAAUCUGUCCCUGCAGCUUUGCAUUCACUGCGUUUCCGCAUUAAUGUGUAUGGCCUGAAUUCAGUCCAGUUAGUGCCUGCUUACCUGCUGUUAUCUGAGGCCAGUAUUGGUCUUGGCCACAUUGUCCAGGCAGAGGAAUACCUCUCCCAAGCCCAGUGGACUGUUCUCAAGUCGACUGAUUGCACUGAUGAAAUUCGUUCUCUCCUACAUCGGAACCUGGGGAUCCUCUACACAGCCAAAGAAAACUAUGAAGACGCACGCUAUCAUUUGGCCAAUGAUAUUUAUUUUGCCAGCUGUAUCUAUGGAUCAGAUGACAUCAGAACCUCAGGAGCAUACUUCCUCAUGGCGAAUGUUUUCUUUCACCAGAAGAAGCUGGAUAUAGCAGACUCGCUGUACACAAAGGUAACUGAUAUCUGGCAUACAUUUUUAGAUCAACAUAUUCAAAAUCAGCUGCAUGCUCGCAAGAAACCAGCAGAUAUCUUGGCCAAGGAAUUGGAAAAUGACACUGGUUUAGAUGAACCCCAGGAAGCAGAAGCAGUUCACACCCUGGAAACCAUCUUGGAAAUCCGAGAACACACACAGAAUGAAAAGCCAGAGGUCAUUCUUAAAAUCAAGAAAACGGUGGCAAUGCUUCAUUACCUAAUGAUGAAUUUAUCUGAGGCUCAUGAACUUGCAGUGAAAGCCUACCUUUUAUCUAAAGAUCUACCCAACAAGAAAGAUGAAUCUGAAGCCCUUCGAGAGCUGCUAGGCCUCAUUGCUUCCAAAAACCCAGUGACCUUGAAAGCGUCCAAGUUCUUCGCCAACUAG
This is a messenger RNA of Trichosurus vulpecula (common brushtail), 1122 nucleotides long. It is a transcript of the gene ZMYND12, whose product is annotated as zinc finger MYND-type containing 12. Bases 1 to 1122 code for a protein of 373 amino acids. Gene Ontology annotation, molecular function: protein binding. The transcript is spliced from 8 exons. The record is from RefSeq and is a predicted model, not a curated record. Lineage: Eukaryota; Metazoa; Chordata; Mammalia; Diprotodontia; Phalangeridae.